Molecule: messenger RNA, 2514 nt
Organism: Sinocyclocheilus rhinocerous
Lineage: Eukaryota; Metazoa; Chordata; Actinopteri; Cypriniformes; Cyprinidae
Gene: dla
Product: deltaA
Exons: 11
Coding region: 1-2328 (775 amino acids)
Biological process (GO): Notch signaling pathway; cell communication; multicellular organism development
Cellular component (GO): membrane
Molecular function (GO): calcium ion binding
Source: RefSeq, a predicted model, not a curated record
AUGGGACGCUACUUACUGUUGCUCUUCUCCAUCCUGUACAUGCUGCUCUGCCAGGCGUCUUCCUCGGGCGUCUUCGAGCUGAAGUUGCAGGAGUUUUUGAACAAGAAGGGUGUGCAAGGCAACAAGAACUGCUGCAAAGGUGGACUAACCACACCUUACCAGCAGUGCGAGUGCAAGACUUUUUUCCGCAUCUGCUUAAAACAUUAUCAGCCCAAUGCAUCUCCAGAGCCGCCCUGCACCUACGGAGGCACCGUCACCCCCGUGCUGGGCUCCAACUCUUUCCAAGUGCCAGAUACCUUACCUGAUGGCUCUUUCACCAAUCCCAUCAGGAUGAAUUUCGGUUUCACGUGGCCGGGAACCUUUUCUCUUAUCAUCGAAGCAGUGCAUGCUGAUUCCAAAGAGGAUCUGACAACAGAAAACCCAGAGCGCAUCAUCAGUACCAUGACCACACAGCGGCACUUGACUGUGGGCGAAGACUGGUCUCAGGACCUGCACAGCGUAGGUCGAACCGAGCUCAAGUACUCCUACCGCUUUGUGUGUGAUGAGCACUACUACGGCGAGGGAUGCUCUGUGUUCUGCCGGCCUAGAGAUGAUGCAUUCGGUCAUUUCACCUGCGGAGAACGUGGCGAAAUCAUCUGCGAUGCCGGGUGGAAGGGCCAGUACUGCACAGAACCAAUUUGCCUCCCGGGAUGCGACGAGGAGCAUGGCUUCUGUGAGAAACCUGGAGAGUGCAAGUGCAGAGUAGGCUUUAAAGGCCGCUACUGUGAUGAGUGCAUACGUUACCCAGGAUGCCUUCAUGGAACCUGCCAGCAACCAUGGCAAUGCAACUGCCAGGAAGGCUGGGGUGGCCUCUUCUGCAACCAAGAUCUGAACUACUGCACACAUCAUAAGCCCUGCCUGAAUGGAGCCACUUGUAGUAACACCGGUCAGGGCAGCUACACCUGUUCCUGUCGGCCAGGAUUCACGGGAGCCAGCUGUGAGAUCAAGGUCAAUGAAUGCACAGGAAACCCCUGCCGCAAUGGAGGAAGCUGCACUGACAUGGAGAACACCUACAGCUGUACCUGUCCACCUGGCUUCUAUGGCAACAACUGCGAGCUUAGUGGCAUGACGUGUGCAGAUGGGCCGUGCUUUAACGGUGGACGCUGUGCAGACAACCCCGACAGUGGUUACUUCUGCCAGUGUCCCACAGGAUACGCAGGGUUCAACUGCGAGAAGAAGAUCGACCAUUGCUCCUCCAGUCCAUGCUCUAAUGGUGCACGCUGCGUCGACCUGGUGAACUCAUACCUGUGCCAGUGUCCCGAAGGGUUCACGGGUAUGAACUGCGAUCGUGCCGGGGACGAGUGCUCACUGUAUCCUUGCCAAAAUGGCGGGACUUGUCAGGAAGGGGCCAGCGGUUACAUCUGCACGUGCCCACCUGGAUACACCGGACGAAACUGCAGCUCACCUGUGAGCCGCUGCCAACACAACCCCUGCCAUAAUGGCGCCACCUGCCACGAGAGGAACAACCGCUACGUGUGCGCUUGCGUUCCGGGAUACGGAGGACGCAACUGCCAGUUCUUGCUUCCGGACAGAGCGUCCCAAAUUGGCAGCGACGUUCCCUGGACUGCCGUGGGAUCGGGAGUCCUGCUGGUGCUGUUGUUGGUAGUCGCAUGCGCCGUGGUGGUGGUUUGCGUUCGCUCAAAGGUUCAGCAGCGCCGACGGGAUAGGGAGGAGGAGGUCGCCAACGGGGAAAACGAAACGAUCAACAACCUCACGAACAACUGUCACCGUGACAAAGACCUGGCCGUAAGUGUCAUCGGGGCAGCACCUUUAAAGAACAUCAACAAGAAGAUUGAUUUUCACAGUGAUCACGACGACUUGAGCAUGACAACCGAGAAGGAGAAGAGGAGCUAUAAGACACGACAUGCUCCUGCAGACUACAACCUGGUGCAUGAAGUAAAAUACGAGGUGAAGCAUGAGGUGAAACUGGAGCAUGCUGGAAAGGAGAUGGCGGCAAAGGAGUUGUCCGAUAGCUGCGAUGAUUUAAAGUGCCAAUCUCUGCAGGAUUCUUCCGAAUUUGAGGAAAAGCGCAGGAAACGUCUGAAAAGUGAUGCAUCAGAAAAGUCAAAAUAUUCAGAGUCAAGGUAUUCUGAAUCAAAGUAUUCUGAAUCAAAGUACUCAGAAUCAAAGUAUUCAGAAUCAAAGUAUUCCGAUUCGCUGUAUUCCGAGUCAGCAUGUGCGUCGGCAUAUGCCUCGGCAUCCACGUCGGCUUGUGUCGACACCAAAUACAAAUCCGUCAUGGUGAUGUCGGAGGAAAAAGAUGAAUGUGUAAUUGCAACUGAGGUGUAAUGGGCCUGCAGGAAGCCGAUGCUCAUUGUGUCCUAUGGGAGACAUUUUGAACUCCCUAAGAAAAUGCUGCUGCUCGAAACCUUGGGUGGAAAUGUCCCACCUCAUGACUACUGCUGCUGAGAAACUAAGACUGAUUAACUGAUAUUCAGGAUGAGCUGGUUCUCUGUACUGAAAGAGGCACAGGCA